AUGAUGAUGUCGCCGCUGCAAUCUCCUGCUGCAGCUCGGGCCAGAGCACAGCGCCAACCACGAACGCCCAACAACAAGCGAAUGCCUAGUAGCCUCAUGGACUUGAAGCGCGAGUCGAACAGCCGCAAGUACGAUAUUGGUGCUCUCGCCACUCCUGCUCGACGAGCGCCACUGGCCCGAUCCAACACCAUUGAUGCAGUGCCAUCCUUCUGUACGCCACAACGAAACGCUACAGACACCAGGAGGCGUAACUCCACUACCUCUGGGGUUCCCCUGGUCAUGCCUGGCAAUCUCGAUGACUCUUCUGCUUCCAACGUACAACAAGAACCCGAGAGCCCCAUGAGGCGAACGUAUUCGGCGGACAGUCUGGUCACUCCUUCUCGAAAGAAUAGGACACUCUUUCGAUCCAACAGCAGCACCGACUCAGUAGUACUGCCAUCGUUCUGCACUCCCAGUCGCCAGCGAAACUUCACGGAUGAUGGGACUACUACAAAUAGAAACUCCAAGUCCAGAGCUGCCUCUAUGGUGAUGCCUGCCAAUCUGGAUGGCGACGACGACGAUGAUGCUUCUUCCAACGGACGCGACGAGGAGGAGGAUCGUCGCUUAUGGACAGCCCUCGCUCCUGCUACUCCAAGACGGCGUCCCAGCGCCGCCGGAACGGGGCGUGCAGCCCGGCGUGGUUCUACAUCCAUGCAUGGUGCGUCUAUGCAUGGUACUACCAGCAAUCACGAGGGACGACGAAGGCAGCACACUGAAAAACCGAGCCCCAGACGGCCUUCUCUACUAGUAGCACAGAGUAAUCAUGAAAGGCGACGGAGGCAGGACUUUUCUGCUGUAGCGGACAAAGGGAGCCGACCGUCUCUGGCAGAUAGGCGAGCCGUGAGCCAUCGUCAGUCCACCGCGGGAAAGGGGGUACCGGAGGACAUGGACAGUUCGUGGCUGGAGAAUGUUUCGAUCGAUACCGACAGCAACAACCUGGGAGCAUGCAACAAGAAUCGCCGUCGACAGUCCACCACAGGAGCAGUACCACAUGGUACAACCUUACCCCGCCGUUCCUUUAGCAACAAGAGCCCCAAGAAACAGCAAGAAGAAUGCGACAAUAUCCACGACAGGACCCCCCAUAGAAAGUCCACUACGGGAGCCGUACCACAAGGUACAACCUUACCCCGUCGUUCCUUUAGCAACAAGAGCCCCAAGAAGCAGCAAGAAGAAUGCACCAAUAUUGACAAAAAGAGUCGUCGUAGAAAGUCCACAUCAGGAGCAGGAGCACUGCAAGAUCCAAUCACACCCCGCCGCUCCGCUAGCAGCAAGAACCUUAAGAAGCAGCAAGAAGAAUGCGCCAAUAUUGACGACAAGACCAGCCGCAGAGGAUCCACAACAGGAGCAAAACCACAAGAUACAACCUUACCCCGUCGUUCCUUUAGCAACAAGAGCCCCAAGAAACAGCAAGAAGAAUGUGCCAAUAUUGACGACAACGAUCGUCGUAGACGGUCCACAAUCAGGCGGUGCUGCUCCUUUGAUAGUAUCAUCAAGAGCCCCAAGGAGAGUGGCAGAGAAGGUCGUUCCACCGCGCAUCAGUCCACCACUCCCAAGAAGAAAAACACCACGAGAGAACAACUACUGGGCAAUAAAGUACCAGUGAUGCCAGAACGAAGACCGAGGAUCAGCAACCACAAAAAGACGACAGCUCAAGACAAGCAUCAGGUUGGAUUGAGUCAAUCGGAGCAUCGUGGUGUUCGUCGCAGGCCCUCCUCUCACAAUAAAAAGUCCAAAUCGAAUGAUUGCAGUGCCUUUUGUACUCCACGAAGGAAGGGUUCCGGGAGGACACUGGACUUGCACAUGGAUCAGCAGGCAUCGAUGUCGUCCAUCACCAUGGCCUUUGAUGACAUUUCCAUUGACUACUGUUAUGUAUUCUCCUCCUCGAGUGACAGGCAGGACAACAAGCCCAAGGUGGCCAAUAAGCCAACCAAGUCUACUACCGACACCCCCGAGUCGAAAAAGUCGAAGGAGCUUUCCGUCAAGGUUGAUUUAAUUCGCCGCAAACGCCUUGCGGCCGCACAGCAGAAAGCUCAAGAACAGAUGCAAAGUGCUGCUGACAAGAAACCAGCGAAACUGGAAAGAGCGCCGUCCUCAAGCAAACAACAACAACAUCCAGCAGAACCCAUGCCUCCAGUGGCAGAAGUCGCCGUGUCAUGCCCCGAAGAAAGCAAUAAGGCUCUGAAGAUGGAUGAUGACGCGGUACUUGCCAUUGCAAUUGUUGCUCAGGACGUCAAUAAGGAAGACUCAACCCUCUCGGCUGCGGGCAGUAAUCAUUCUACCCACAGUAUUCGUUCUACUUUCAGUCGUAGAGAAGCAGCCUCCACUUGGGUUUGCCUUUGUGAUUAUGUUUCGGACAAACGAAAGCCGUUCUGUGGCAUGUGCGGUACAAAGCAGACAUGGACUUGCCGGGAGUGCCAGUCAGGUGACAACUUAUGCCUCUAUGCCUUUUGUGCCAUGUGCGGAGUCAGCAAACAACAAGCCAGCAACAAGAGCAGUGGGAAUCCCCAAGAAAAUAGUUGUGGUGGAGUGCCUGCAAACAAACAACAACGAGGGGACACGCCGGGGUCGCCGUCGUCAGUACGGAAUAGCUUUCAUACGCAACAGGUUUAG
Seminavis robusta is the source of this 2649-nucleotide messenger RNA. The record is from the annotation of a GenBank genome assembly. NCBI's taxonomy places the organism in Eukaryota, Bacillariophyta, Bacillariophyceae, Naviculales, Naviculaceae.